AUGUAUUAUAUUACAUUUCUUAUUCUAAGUCUUGCUGUAUUCGUCUUCACUGACUCUGAAAGUGAAAUUAAAAAUCUUGAACAAAAUGCUGUUUCUGAACUCUUAGAAAAAAAUCUUAACAAUAAUGAUGUUCUUGUAAGCAAUUAUGGAGGCAAUACAGUAAAUGGUGCUUAUGGUCCACCAAAUAAAAGAUAUUAUCCAAGUUAUAAUUAUGGUUAUUAUAAUCAAUACUAUCCAUAUUACGGAUUUUACCCUAAUUAUUGGAAUUAUUAUCCAUAUAAUUAUUGGUAUGGAUAUGGACAUGGAUUUGGACACGGACAUGGACAUGGACACGGACACGGACACGGACAUGGACAUGGACAUGAUUAUGAUUAUGGUUAUGGUCAUCACCAUUUUAGACCACAUAAACAUGGACAUAAAAUAGAUUUUAAUUACAUAAUAAAAGUAAUAAGAGAUUGUGACAGAGUUUUUGAUAGAAACAGCAUAAAUGAUUUUACUGGAAGACAUGAUAGAGAAUUUUUCCAUUGUAGAGAAUUACUUAAAAAUUUAAAAUAUAUCAAUGUUGAUGAAUUAAAAACUGCACAAUGUAAAUUAAAUAACAUAAAUAAAUUAUAUGAUUCUACACAAAAAUUAAAAUCAACUACUAGAAUAAGAGAUCAAAAAUUAAGAACAAUUGAAAGAUAUGAAAAAUACGAUUCUGACCGUUUUGAACAAUUAAUAGCUCAAUUAAGAGAAGAUGUAGAUAAACUUAAUAUAACAAUUCAAAAUCUUAAUUUACAAAUUACUGAAGCAAAGGCUGAUUAUGAAGAAUGCCAACGAUAUUCAGAAAGCAAUACAAGUACACCUAGUCCUUCUUCAUUAUCAUAA
Strongyloides ratti is the source of this 867-nucleotide messenger RNA. RefSeq lists its product as hypothetical. Lineage: Eukaryota; Metazoa; Nematoda; Chromadorea; Rhabditida; Strongyloididae. The transcript has a single exon. The record is from RefSeq and is a predicted model, not a curated record. Bases 1 to 867 code for a protein of 288 amino acids.